UAUAUAGACAUCGGCCACGACCCGACCCGACUAGGGUUUUCGUGUUCCGAUUCCGAUUCGGAGAUAGUGGGGGAGGUGAAAAGGGGAAGAGAGGAAGAGGAAGAAUCGAUUCAGCUCCAUCCCUCGUCGUCGGCUCCACAGCGGAAGAUUCUUGGUUCCUCGCGAACGAUAGCCGCUCGAUCGCGCCGUGAACGAGGUCGAUCGCCUUCUUCUAGAUCUGGGUCGAUCUCCUCUUUCGUGCCCGAAUCGUGUUUCGUGUUCUUUUUGGGUGGGGGAGCGCGCGCCUCUCUGUGAGCCAUGGGGAGAGGAAAGUUCAAGGGCAAGCCCACGGGUCGCCGCCAGUUCUCGACCCCCGAUGAGCUCAUCGCGGGUACUUCCAGUCGUCCUCGCACAUUCAAACAGGAAGAAGCUGAGCGCGUAGAAUCUGAAGAAGAAUCAGAAGAAGAAUCAGGAGAAGAGUCUGGUGAAGAGACUGAAAAGCGGAAAGGGACUGAAAGUGUUAUUCAAAUUGAAAAUCCAAAUUUGGUGAAGGCAAAGAACUUGAAAGCUAAAGAUGCUGAUGCGAGCAAGACAACGGAACUUUCAAGGCGGGAAAGGGAGGAGAUAGAAAAGCAGAGAGCUCACGAACGAUACAUGAGGCUACAGGAACAAGGAAAAACAGAGCAAGCCAGGAAAGAUUUAGAGCGUUUAGCCCUUAUUCGGCAACAAAGAGCGGAAGCUGCCAAGAAGCGAGAAGAAGAGAAAGCCGCCAAAGAACUGAAGAAGGCAGAUGCUCGCAAAUGAUCCUUAGAGAGAGCGCACAGAGGAGCGUUCUCUUGCAAAACAACAAAAAGAAUAUGUGAAGAUUAAAGACAUCACUUUUCUAUUCUAGCAAUUGGUGCAAACAGUAUAUUUUAUCUUCCCAGUAUUACUACUGAAAGCAUGUGGUACUGUUCUCGAUUGGCCUUCGUAUGAGUAAAGGCGUUUCUGAUGACUAUUUAGAAAA
Syzygium oleosum is the source of this 985-nucleotide messenger RNA. RefSeq lists its product as uncharacterized. NCBI's taxonomy places the organism in Eukaryota, Viridiplantae, Streptophyta, Magnoliopsida, Myrtales, Myrtaceae. The coding region runs from base 298 to 783 and encodes 161 amino acids. The transcript is spliced from 8 exons. Gene Ontology annotation, cellular component: cytosol. The record is from RefSeq and is a predicted model, not a curated record. Gene Ontology annotation, molecular function: RNA binding.